This is a messenger RNA of Vigna umbellata (rice bean), 1691 nucleotides long. NCBI's taxonomy places the organism in Eukaryota, Viridiplantae, Streptophyta, Magnoliopsida, Fabales, Fabaceae. The record is from RefSeq and is a predicted model, not a curated record.
UAGAUUUUCCAAAAAGUUCUAAGAUGGAAACAAAAUUAAAAGUUGAAAGUGUGAGGGCAGAAUGGGGAUCGGAUACAAAUAAAACUUGAAUUGAAAUCUUCAGCACAGGAGGGGAGUAACAGAAGCCAGAGCACCUUCCACCAGAAAACAGGGUGUGGUUCGUUAUUCAUCAUUCUCCAUGUCUUUGUCCUCCGCAUACAAACUCUACUCGUUUUUCUCUGUCAAACAUUGACGCUGUUCUUCGUCUGAUUCUACGUUGUUCCCCACGCCGUCGUCCACAGCGCCGGCGCGAAACCGGAGACGAAAAACUCCGACAAUUCUCAGGAAACGGCUAGAUCCUUCGCUGAUUCGCACGUAACUUGCGCCACUUCACGUGUUGCCGUCAGGUUUGAAGCAAUGCCGUUGCCGGCCUUUGUAAUCUAGAUGUAUUCUGAGAGGAGCACAAGGACCUGCUCCGUACUAAAGAGGAAGUGUGACAGUAAGAUGAAAUAAGUUACUGCAGAAGAUGGCGUCGAGGCAAAUGGAAGAGAUUCGGAAGAAAUUGGCGGACCUUAAUUAUCCUAGAGCAAAUGCGCCUGCACAGUCGCUCCUAUUUGCUGGCAUGGAGCGCUAUGCCCUUCUGGAGUGGCUCUUCUUUCGGCUUUUAGGUGAUAAGUCACCCUUUUCUCAACAAAACUUACAAGGGGAUAGUCUUGAUCGUGAUGAGGAGACAGGUCGAAUUCAGUAUUUAGCAGAGAUUGCUAAGUUUUUGGGCAUUACAACAACUGUAGAUACGGAAGCCAUUCAGGGGCAUGGAAGCUAUGAAGACCGCACUGAAAUGCUUCGUCUUAUUGUAGAUCUUGUGGAGGCAACAAUAUGUGCAGAUAAUCCGGAAUGGAGUGUUGACGAGCAGGUAGCCAAGGACAUUCAAUUGAUAGAUUCCAUUGCAGAAAAACAAGCUCAAAUAUUUUCUGAAGAAUGCAAAUUGUUUCCUGCAGAUGUUCAGAUUCAGUCCAUAUAUCCAUUGCCAGAUGUCUCUGAGCUGGAGUCAAAGUUUUCUGAACAAUCAAAAAUAUUGUUGAAUCUUCAACAAAAAGUUGAUGACUUGGCAUCCAAGCAUGCAUACCAUCCAGAUGAGGAGUAUACAGAGGUGGAAGCCCAGCUGAGAGCACAUUUGGAGUCUUUCCUAGAAACAGCUAGAACAUUCAAUUUGAUUUACACCAAGGAAAUUCGUCCAUGGACACACAUGAUGGAGGUUCCACAACUUCAUGGCUUUGGACCAGCAGCCAAUCGUUUAUUGGAGGCCUAUAAAAUGCUUUUGAAGUUUUUGGGCAACCUACGGAAUCUUAGAGAUUCACAUGCAGCUCUUGCCUUUGGUUCUUCUGAGACAUCUGACGGGCCUUCCUCUGUCACACGAAUAAUAUCUGAAUGUGAAUCUGCAUUGACAGUCUUAAAUCGUGAUCUCGGAAUUCUCUCUGCUUCCAUUGCUCGUGAACAGGGAGAGAAGAUGAACAUUGGAUGAAACAUGAAAAACUAGUUACUAAUCCUUAUUCUUUUGAUUUUCUGAACUUGUGCAUAAUGUUCAUAUUGUUAACAUGAAAUUGUUUCAUUUUCCAGACAUAUUUAGAAAUUGCAUGUAAGCAAGGCUCUCAGACAGGGUUAGUGUAAACACGUUGAAAGUCUUAAGUGUGACUCGUAGACUUGACUUGUAA